AUGCUCGGACUCCCAUCCAAGACCCCCGAGAGCGCCCCUCCCUACGAGGCGCUCGACGCCAUCGAGGCCCAGCCCAGAGAGCCAAACAACCCUAAUGGCUACUCGACCAUCUCCUCCACAGACCCUGAUCCCGUCCGCGCUGACGAACAACACCCACUCCAGCACGGCUAUCUGCAUUCCCAUCCGCGCUCUCCCGGUCCCCCAGGCCGAGCUGGCUGCCGCAUCGACACGCUCCCUCCGCCUAGCACGUUCCAGCCGCACACGCACUGCGAGGUCUGCGAUGGGUUCUUGACACGCCAGCAGCGGAUGCGCAAUGAGCGGUUCAUCUGUGCUAUGGUUACGCUGGGUAUUAUCUCUGCUAUUCUUUGUGGGAUGGGACUCGGUAUUGUGAUUGCGAGGUCGAGGAGGAGGUACUAG
Molecule: messenger RNA, 417 nt
Organism: Aspergillus mulundensis
Lineage: Eukaryota; Fungi; Ascomycota; Eurotiomycetes; Eurotiales; Aspergillaceae
Exons: 2
Coding region: 1-417 (138 amino acids)
Source: RefSeq, a predicted model, not a curated record